Brassica rapa (field mustard) is the source of this 2103-nucleotide messenger RNA. RefSeq names its product B3 domain-containing protein At1g49475. NCBI's taxonomy places the organism in Eukaryota, Viridiplantae, Streptophyta, Magnoliopsida, Brassicales, Brassicaceae. The record is from RefSeq and is a predicted model, not a curated record. Gene Ontology annotation, molecular function: DNA binding.
GAUUCAUUUUAAAAAAUAGAACUCAAUAUACCCAAAAUAUAAAUAACCAAACUGAUCAAAAUAUGAAGAAUCAAAUCAACCCAUUGUUAUGAUUUUAAUUAUUUUAUAUAUUCAUAAAUGUGUGAAUUUUAAAAAUAUUACAAGUUACAUUUAUUAAUGCAACUUUGAUUUAAUAUAUUUCUCCUAUUUUCUGAAAUAACAUAUAUCAGACCCACAAAUUUUACAAGAUAUAUGUGCAAAUAUAAGAGGAUGAACUGAACUACUUGAAGGUAAGAAAAUAAUAAUUCAAUUACAUAAUUAAGAAAACAAACAAAAAUCGUUGACGGUUUAAAAAAAUAAAAUAAUUCAAUAAACCAAAAAUAAAUACUUGAACUAAUAUAAAAUAUUAUAUUUAAAAAUCACAUAUCUAAUUAAGAUGAUAAUAAUGAUACUUAAUACUAAUUUUUGUUUAUCAUAUAUAUAGAUUACAAUAUAACCUAAUACUUAUAUACAAACAAAAUAAAUUAUGUAAUAAUUCUUAAAAUUCAAUUAUUUCACAAAUGUUUUUACCCGUGCAUGAGCACGGGAAAGUCACAUAGUAAAUAUAUAAUUAUCAUAUUUAUGUAAGUUUUACAUUAUUUUAUUUAUUAAAUUGAUUAUUUUAGUAAUUAAAAAUUUUAAAUUAAAUAACUUUUUGGGUUUUGUGAGAAAAUAUUGUUACCUUAUAGUAUUAUUUUAGACUUUUUUCAUUUAUUUUAUCAAGUAAAAAUAUACGUUGAUUAUCUAUCUAUCCGUAUUGAUUAAAAAUUGACUACCAAUAAUUGAGUUACGUUGGGGUCACGUUAUAUGUGCUUUGUUUGUACCGUGUUCUCAGGCGUGGCUUACGUUUUUUUUUUUUUUCAGAAAGACCUUUUCUCUCAUUUUUUUUAUCAACUUUAAUGAUUUUGGUGGAGAAAAAUUAAUCCAAGAGAAGUAAAGAAAACCUUGGGAAUAUGAAAGAGUUGGAAACAUUAACUAUUCAACGCGUUAUUUACUGUGACUUGUCUAAAUCAAUUUAACCAUUAUCUAACACGAAAGAACAAAAAAAAAAAACUCUUUUCUCUUCAUAUUCCUCUUCUCUGUAAGAAAGAAAGAAAGAAAGAAAGAAAGAAAGAAAGUAAGAGUAGAAAAAAGAAAGCAAGAGUAACAUGAACACUACUCGGAGAGCUUCAGCUCGAAUCACGUCGGCAGCAUCUCAACGCAGGCAAAAACCAGAGCCAGAACCGGCAGUGAAGAAGUUCAUCAAGGUCAUUCUCCCCUCAACAAUCAAGGAAAAAAUGAUGAUUCCGGCAAGAUUUGUGAGAUUAGGUCCUAAACUCACUGACACUGUGACCAUCCAAACUCCUGUUGGUUUCAAGCGUUCGAUUGGUAUCAAACGAACCGGUAAUGAGGUUUGGUUUGACAAUGGUUGGAGUGAGUUCGCAGAGGCUCAUUCUAUAAGCGAAGGUCAUUUUCUAUACUUUUGUUCCGAAGGGAACUCAAGUUUUCGUGUUAUGAUCUUUGAUGUCUCUGCUUCCGAGAUUGAUUAUCCAAUGGACAAAGUUCAUGUCAUUGAGAGUGAUGAUGAUGAGGUGAUGGAAGUUAUGGACACUGAUGAUGGAGAAGGGUUUACUAGGGUUGACAGUAGUGAUAAUGAUUCCAGUGAUGAAGAAGCGAUUGACUUGGAAAAAUUGUUGAAGAAGAAACCAAGAGUUAACGUCAAGUUUGAGACGAUUAAUAUUGGUAAUGUUUCAAGACUUAAACUAAAGUCAUGUGGGUUUUUCUCCUUCUUCUCAUGUGUGUGAUUUGGUUGUUCAUCUUUGUUGUAGAUUAAUGUUGUGGAUGAGACUCAAGAAGAUAAGAGAGCCUUGAGGAGGAGUAAGAGAAGUUCUUAAUAUAGUAUCGGUUUCUAGCCUCUUAAACAGGCUUGCAUGCUUAAUUUUAGUUAUAUAAUGUGUGCUUAUUAUGUAUUAGAUCUAAUAACUUUAGGCUUAAUUGUAGUAAGAACUUGGCUUCCUUGUGUAAUGUAUUGUCUAAUGUUGAAAUGAGUCUGUAUUACGUUUAAUUUCUGAACUGAAUUUGCCUAGCCUUUAUAUUAUCAUCUUA